Exophiala mesophila is the source of this 1974-nucleotide messenger RNA. RefSeq lists its product as uncharacterized. The record is from RefSeq and is a predicted model, not a curated record. The coding region runs from base 195 to 1733 and encodes 512 amino acids. The transcript is spliced from 4 exons. Lineage: Eukaryota; Fungi; Ascomycota; Eurotiomycetes; Chaetothyriales; Herpotrichiellaceae. Gene Ontology annotation, molecular function: iron ion binding; oxidoreductase activity, acting on paired donors, with incorporation or reduction of molecular oxygen; monooxygenase activity.
GGCUCUAACGAAUCACGCCUAUCUCAAUGGCACUUGCGUUCUUCCCCCGCGAGCCCUAGUCUUUGACACGUUCUGGCAUCGAAGAUAUUCUAGAGCUUCCUUCGUCCCCAUUUCCCAGUUCGAGAGCUCUUCCAUGUCGAAACAUCUUGCUAUCAUUCUUUGCCCUUGUUGAGGUCCAUUAGAACCAUCCAACCAUGUCUUACCUCUACUCCAGCCUCGUCACCGCAGGCGUCGCUGGUGUUGCCUACCUCGUCGGUCUGGUCAUUUAUCGAUUGUUCUUCCAUCCUCUGGCCAAGUUCCCUGGUCCAAAAUAUGCGGCAAUAAGUAGGUGGCAUGAGUACUAUUAUGACGUCCAUCUACAAGGUCAAUUCCUCUUCUAUAUCAAAACCCUACAUGACAAAUACGGUCCGAUUGUACGAAUAACCCCUGACGAAUUACACAUCUUGGACUCGGAUUACUGGGAAACCGCUUUCACCAAAGCAGGCAGGGUCGACAAGUAUGACUGGCUGUCAGCACGUUUUGGCAACGAAAAUUCGGUCUUGAGCACUGCUCCCGCCGAACUUCAUCGCGUGCGCCGAGAAGCCCUGAAUCCUUUUUUUUCCAGAAAAAGAAUCAUCGACCUGCAGGCUAUUAUCCGUUCGAAAUUGAACCUCUUGAUCGCCAAAGUUGGCGAGGCCAGCAAGGCCAACACCCCAUUGACCAUCAGUCGAGGCUAUAUGGCCUUUGCCGAGGAUGUCAUUAUGCAAUACUGUUUUGCCCAUGACUACAAUGCCCUUAACACCCCCGAAUGGAAGCCCAUCCUCCACGAUCCAUUCCAAGCCGUGAGUAUCAGUGGCAAUAUGUCCCUGCAAUUCCCUUUGCUCCCCAAGGUCUUGAACCAGCUCCCCCAGAAUUGGCUGGUCAAGCUCGAGCCCUUGUACGCCCUUGUCUUUCGAAUGCAGAGGGAUUUUGCCAAACAAAUCGUCAAUCUGAAGGGCGGCAAGAUUGAUGCCCUCGCCGCCGAGUCCGGUCAUACCACUGUCUUCUCUGAGAUCCUCCACGGAGACCUCCCGCAAGAGCAGAAAUCCGACAUCCGGCUACAGGACGAAGCCCAAUUGCUCAUAGGCGCUGGAUUGGCCACAACUGGCUGGACAUUGAGUGUCGGCACCUUCCACUUGUUAAACAACCCACCUGUACUGGCACGUUUGACUAAAGAGCUCAAGGAGGCCCUUCCAAACGCCUCCUUGGCUGAUGCGAGCACGCCUUUGGAAUGGACUGAACUAGAAAAACUCCCCUACCUAUCCGCCUGUAUCAAGGAGGCUGUCCGGCUGUCGUAUUCCACCACUUCACGAAAUGCCCGUCUCUACUCCAAGCCUAUGCAAUACCGCGAAUGGACCAUCCCCCCAAAGACCCCGGUCUCCAUGUCUAUUUACUUCCUCAACCACGACGAAGAGAUAUACCCCAACUCGACUUCGUUUGUCCCAGAGAGAUGGCUGGGAAACCCCAAGACCAAGAAUGGAUCCAGCCUGGAUCGGUACUUUCUCGGCUUUGGCAAAGGGACCAGGUCCUGCUUAGGAAUCAACCUCGCAUACGCCGAAUUGUAUCUCACAUUCGCUGCCAUGUUCCGUUACUUUGAGUUUGAUCUUUACCAAACCGACCAGAGCGACGUGGACUUGGCACAUGACUUCUUCCUUCCUUUCCCCAGACUCGAUUCUCAAGGCGUUCGUGUGACAGCUAGACCCACAAAGGCUUGAUCAAUUAAUCGAAAAUAACGCACUGGCGUCCCAAGAGAUGAAGAUUGUAUUGGGAACCCUCGAGGGAGACCUUCACAUAUGUGGAGAGCAGUCUCACCUCAUCGCACAUAAGGCAGGCAGGGAGGGCUUGGUCUUCUCAACCUUUUCGUAAAUAUCAAUAUCCUAUAGCUAAAUUGGGAUUGGGAGUGAUGCGCGUACAAUUAAGAUCUGACGUCUGGUGAGCGAUGUGAAUCUGUUGAAG